This is a messenger RNA of Hyaloperonospora brassicae, 1806 nucleotides long. NCBI's taxonomy places the organism in Eukaryota, Oomycota, Peronosporomycetes, Peronosporales, Peronosporaceae. The record is from the annotation of a GenBank genome assembly.
AUGGCUGGUAACCCCGACACGCUCGAUAUUGAAACAAUGCCAUCGAAACAAGAUAAGUUGGACAGCGAGGGGUCGUCCUAUACACAAGAGCAGACUGCGUUGAUAGCUGCAAACAAGUUGAGGAAGAAGCGAGUCAAGGUCGUUGCUUCUGACGGCAGUAGCGGCAACAACAGCGGCAUGGAGGAUGCAUUGGGCUUAGGAGGAGGAGAGGGCGUGUCUGGUGGUAUGAUUGCCGGCGGUAAACCGGAUGACAUGGGCGGAGAUGGCGGAUUUCAGAAGUUUUUGAAGACUUUGGGCGUCUACGGAAGCUUUCACUCUUCGAGCGGCAGCGAGAUCGACGAUUUGUCAGCGCCAGGUUCAGGUGACUUGGCUGAUCAAGCAUCGAGCGAAAGUGGUGUCGGUGCUUUGGGCAAGUCGACGAAGAAGCGAUUCAAGGCCGUUGCUUCUGACGGCAGUGGCGGUGACAACAGCGGCAUAGAUGAUGCGUCGGACUCAGUUGAGCAAGAGAAUAAGUCUGGUGAUCCGUCGGGCCCAGGUGAGGAAGCGAGUAAGUCUGAUGAUCCGUCGGGCUCUGGUAAGGAAGGCAGUGGGUCGGGCAACGAUACGAGCGGCAGCAGUGAAGCGGAUGCCACGAGUGGAAACGGUAAAUUUGAUGACAUUUUUGCGUCCGUGGUUGGCGAAGAGUCGGCUGAGUCUUCGAGCAGCAGCAAGAUCGACGAUUUGUCAGCGCCAGGUUCAGGUGACUUGGCUGAUCAAGCAUCGAGCGAAAGUGGUGUCGGUGCUUUGGGCAAGUCGACGAAGAAGCGAUCCAAGGCCGUUGCUUCUGACGGCAGUGGCGGUGACAACAGCGGCAUAGAUGAUGCGUCGGUCUCGGGAGAGCAAGAGAAUAAGUCUGAUGAUCCGUCGGGUCCAGGUGAGGAAGCGAGUAAGUCUGAUGAUCCGUCGGGCUCUGGUAAGGAAGGCAGUGGGUCUGAUGAUCCGUCGGGCUCUGGUAAGGAAGGCAGUGGGUCGGGCAACGAUACGAGCGGCAGCAGUGAAGCGGAUGCCACGAGUGGAAACGGUAAAUUUGAUGACAUUUUUGCGUCCGUGGUUGGCGAAGAGUCGGCUGAGUCUUCGAGCAGCAGCAAGAUCGACGAUUUGUCAGCGCCAGGUUCAGGUGACUUGGCUGAUCAAGCAUCGAGCGAAAGUGGUGUCGGUGCUUUGGGCAAGUCGACGAAGAAGCGAUCCAAGGCCGUUGCUUCUGACGGCAGUGGCGGUGACAACAGCGGCACAGAUGAUGCGUCGGUCUCGGGAGAGCAAGAGAAUAAGUCUGGUGAUCCGUCGGGCCCAGGUGAGGAAGCGAGUAAGUCUGAUGAUCCGUCGGGCUCUGGUAAGGAAGGCAGUGGGUCGGGCAACGAUACGAGCGGCAGCAGUGAAGCGGAUGUCACGAGUGGAAACGGUAAAUUUGAUGACAUUUUUGCGUCCGUGGUUGGCGAAGAGUCGGCUGAGUCUUCGAGUGGUAGUAAUACAGACGACGCGUCAAAGUCUGUGGAAACGACGAAAGAGCCUGGCUCGUCAUCGCCGCCGCCUGUUGAAAAAGAGAAGGACAUCAAGGAUUUAUUGUUGGAAGCUGAAGGCUCAGGAGAUGUCCCGUUCGUUGCCCAAACGAAGGUGACUGAUCCAGGUAAAGUCGUGGAAAGCGAAGGUACAAUUGCACCAAAUCCGGGGGCUAAUGGCACCGGCAAACCUGCGUGUGGCGGCUGGUUUAGCGGGAUCAGGUCGUGGUUUGGCAAUAUCAUUCAUAAGUCUUCGAUGAACGAUUGUUAG